Fusarium oxysporum Fo47 is the source of this 5061-nucleotide messenger RNA. RefSeq lists its product as uncharacterized. Gene Ontology annotation, molecular function: NADPH-hemoprotein reductase activity; flavin adenine dinucleotide binding; heme binding. The transcript has 5 exons. The record is from RefSeq and is a predicted model, not a curated record. Lineage: Eukaryota; Fungi; Ascomycota; Sordariomycetes; Hypocreales; Nectriaceae. Gene Ontology annotation, cellular component: cytosol. Bases 1 to 5061 code for a protein of 1686 amino acids.
AUGUCGAUUUCGUCUUGUCCGGUGUCGGGGUCGGCGGGGGGAGAGUGUCCGGUUGGUGGUUCUUCGCGAUCGGGGCAGACGCGACGAGGUUGUGCGUUUUCGGCGGCGGCGCAACCUGGUGAUCUUCAUGCUGCAUUUGAUAUUCCGCGGGGGAUCGAUACAGAAGAAUGGCUUCGCGCAAGAGAACGGAAGACCAUCAAUGAACUCCUCUACGCCGACUACCCCUCCCGGGAAGAAGUCGAUUCCGUCAAGAGCCAACAAGAGCUCGAUGCCAUGAACGCAAGCGACCACGAUCUCCUUGCCAUCGCCCUCGGCGCCCCAGCACGACAAGUCCUCCAACGCGCUCAAGAAAUUGGUCCCCAGACAGGAUGGCGCGAUGGAUACCUCAGCGUCGAGCACGGCUUCUGCCCACCAGACUACGAAGAGCCCAUUGCUGCGCUUGCAAGAUCACCGGGUCGCAUUUGGUCUGAUCUCUGUGAGCGCAUGCCAGGAUGUUGCGCACGAGGAAGAGUGCGAGAGGCUGUUGCUGCGCUGCCGCUUGUUGAGGGUACGGAGGAGAAUAUCCCUGAUGAAGCUCUCUGGGGCGCCGUAGUGGCUCUCGGCAUGCUCUGCUCGAUUUACCGAUUUGAGGAUAAGCAUGAUGGAAAGGAUGGACUUGCUAUCACAGAUGGAGCGACAACGAAGCCGCAAUGUCCGAUGGGUGACGACCUUUGUGAGGAGCUGGAGGGUAUCCCUUUGUGCAUCGCUCUUCCGUACUAUCAGGUCUCACGAAGAAUGGGAAGAACCCUGCCCCACCUCUCAUUUCCCGAUCAAGCUUCAUACAACCUCAAGAUCAGAGACGUCAAGUCAAACACCCCAUAUCUUGCGCGCUUCGACAAUACUGAUCUUCGAUGGCCCAUGUUCGGAGAGAGAGCUGAGGUCGCAUUUCUGAAAGGAUGCGCCGAUACCUCUGCCUCAUUCCAACAUGGCCCCGAUGCCAUCGCCGCAUGUCAAGAACACGUCAUGACCGGCAACAUCGAAGGUCUUCUUCACGAGAUGAUCCGCCUGAAGGAGAUCCUCGAACGAAUGCCCAACGCCUUUCACAGCAUAUCGCCCAACCCCAACGCGGGCGACAACUAUGUAUCAGCCGACAAAUGGGUUCGAUGGGGUCUCUUCUCAUCGCCAUUAUCCAAGCGAGUCCCCGCUGCUUCGGGCUUGCAGUUCCCUCCGUAUUUGGUGAUGGAUGCUUUCUUGGGCCGCAAGACACACGCAUCCUUCCUCGGCGUCGAAGCCCUCCACCUUAGAGCGUGGCUCCCCUCCAACCACCGCGCCUUCAUUGCCGCAAUUCAAUACCACUACUCCAUCCCCGAAUUCGUCCAACGAUCCGGCGACCCACGUUUAAUGGGUGUUCUCGAGGGUAUCGUCGAAGCCUACGCUGGCGAACGUGGUUUUAUGGGUGUCCAUCGCUACAAAGUCUUCGGUAUCCUUGAGGUCGCAGCCAAGACAGGACGAACAGCCACAAACGGUCUUUCUGGCGCGGCAGAUGCGACAAGACCUUGGGAGGAGACACAUCGUCAGUUCUCAGAUGCUAUGAAAGAGCGUCUUGAGCCUUUCCGUGGCAAGCUUGCCAUGGAACCGCACUCGAUGAGGGGCACGUUUGAGGAAUGUCGGUAUAUGGCUAAGAUUGCGAGUUGCUCUUCCAUUGAUCAAGAUGCAAGCCGGUCAACUGCCAUGAUCACUCUGGAUAUUCGGGACACCGGUAUUACUUUUGCGCCUGGAGAUCGUGUGGCUGUUAUGCCUCUCAACAGCUGGGAGGAGUGCGCGAAGAUGGUUGCUGCCCUUGGCCUGGAUCAACAUGUUAGGGAGCCAGUCGACACUACGGGAACUUGGUCACGGUUUGAACACCACCUAUCCACAGUUACGAGAACCGCGCACAGACAACUUACAGUCAUCGACAUCCUUCGUCGAGGUCACCUCGCCCCAAUCACCAAGGAGCUCACUGUCAAAGUCCACGAGCUCCUUCACGCUUCGUCCAACACUGUUCUCCAAGUGUUAGCCACAGAGGAGUGGCCGGUACGUGGAUCCUUGGGCGAUCUUCUUCAGAAGGCCGUUCUCGAUACGCCAAGCCACAUCUGGAACAGGGCUUUCAACCUUGAAGACCUGAGCUGGUUGUCGGAGCUCGUUCAGCUUGAAGUUCCCCGAACAUACUCCAUCUCUAGUCACAGCGACGAGCUGCUCCCCAGUACCGUCGACCUGACCAUCUCCCGCGCCGAGUAUGAGCUCAGUCCAAUCUUCUCACAGGGACAGACUGUCACCAGAGCCGGUGUCGCAAGUGGCUUCUUCAAUCCUCGUCCCUUGUCCGCAGAGAACAGCCUCUUGUACGAAGUCCUGAUCGGUGUUUCUCGACCGGUUGCCUUCCAACUUCCUAUCGACAAAAUGGUUCCCUGUGCUUUCUUCGCCGGAGGUAGUGGCAUCGCCCCCUUCCGCAGCUUCUGGCAGCAUCGGCUAGCGACAUCGGGUCUGUCAGGUGGACGUAAUUUGCUGUACCUGGGAGUCCAGUCCCGUGAAAAGUUCUGCUAUGAGGCUGAGCUGCGGGAACUAGUCAACAUGGGCUUCAUGGAGGUCCAUCUUGCGUUCUCCAGAGAUCGUCAUGGUUUGGCAUAUGACGGUGUCGCACGGGAUCUUGUGGAGAAGCCGACACCUCCUCGAUACAUCGACAGCCUCAUCGUCGAGCAGGGUAAUAUGAUUUGCGACAUGGUCAUGUCAAAGAAGCAGGGCGGCCUUGGUGGUCACUUAUACGUCUGUGGCUCAGUGUCUGUGUUUGACUCGGUCAUGAGCGGCAUUCGUAAGGCUAUGUACAACUACCGCACAGCAACCAUGGAGACCGUCGACUUGAUCAUCAACAAGGCUUUUGCCGAGCGUCGCUUCAUGCUUGACGUCUUCAUGUCUCCCAAGGCCCUCCCUUGCAAUCUCCCGACGAUCUCUCUCUCUAGCCUCGCUCUGCACACUGGUCAUCGCCAGGAGUCUCGAAUGUGGAUCGCUGUUCAUGGAAGUGUUUACGACAUCACCGACUUCUGUCCCAUGCACCCUGGUGGAACCCUCAUCAUCAAGUCCAACGCAGGUGUCGACUGCACCAAGUCCUUCGACAACCUUGCACAUACCAACAACCCCGAGGUGUCGAGUCUGCUGACGAGGUACUUCAUUGGUCAUCUAGCUCCCAAGCCCGACUAUCGUGAUAGCGACGUUUCUACGCUUCAUGAUCUUUGGGCUUCGUACUUGAGGGUCACCGUCGAGACGCUUGUCGCCCAUCAGUUUGAGAUGAACGAUAUCAUGGGCGAGUCUAUUGACUCCCCCUCUGCGUAUGAUCCCAACGGUAUCAGCAACAUCUGGCUCCGAGAAGGCCUUCCAAACACCAUUGCCAUUCGAACCUUCUACGAUUACCAGAAUCGCUUGCUACAGGGUGGCUUUUCUGCUCUGUUUGGAUCAAAGCUGGAGGAAUUAGUCCUGCGCCUUUCCUUCAACUUCGCCAACUCUGGCGGACCAGGUGUGGCCUCCAAGCUACCAGACAUUUUGGGUACCAUCGCCCGCGCCAAGUCUGGUAGCGACGCAGUUCGCAGCGCGAAAGAGAUCAGUGCUCUUGGAGAUUUUGUUUGCGAUCCAUCUUCCGAGCUGCGCUUCCAAGAGCGGGGAGUCCUCGACUUUACUGCGAAAUGCGUGCAGCUUGACAUUGAGCUCUUGGAAGAUCUCCGACAAGAGGCGUGCAACGGCAUGGACGCUUUCGAGAGCAUCGCGACUGUUCUCGAUUCUUUCGAUGGGUCUAACUCGGACUCUACGCCUGUGGCUGCUUUGUCGUCGUUUCUCUUGCAGACACUCGAGAGGAUGGCACAUCGACUGGCGAUGUUCUACACUCAGUUGGCACGUCUCUCUGUGUAUCAGCCUGACCUUGAGCAUAAUCCAGCCCGAACUCGAUGGGCUUUCGUCAGGCGAUGUAUUCGAGAUGGUACCUUCUUUGUCAUGACCCGAUCGCGCAAUGAUGGACAAUCGAUGGACGGACAAUCUGAGUCUUACUACAUCAAUGCGAAGUCUUUGGAGAAGACAACCUUUGACAACAUCCUCUCACAGAUCAAGCAUGUGAUUACUUCCUCGACAGCGGAAUCACAAACGACGAUCGUUCAACCAUCCACUGUCAAUGAUGUUCACCACGAGAGAGCAACCACCCUCGCCAAGGACGGCUCGGUCGCCUCAUCUGCAUCCAGGCUGAACGUCGGAGCAGUUGAGAGCAUGGGAAGCUUCAUGAAGAAGAACGAAAAGGCAAUCCGCCGGCUGAGCAGCAUGCCAAGUCAGCUGCAGCUGGAUGAUCUUCAAAGAGCCAUCGCUUUGAAUGACAAGCCCAGUCCUCAGGCUAGCGAGAGCACAGAUGCCUCGAAAGAGAACCCCGGUCGUUUCAAACCGCUAGAGCUCAAGACAUCCCUCAAGAUAGACCCCAAUGCUUUGCUUGCUUGUAAGGACCAGAUGCUGACCGCGCGCAUGAGGAUAAUGGCCGGUUAUGAGAUGAUGUCUUGCUCAGCUUCUCGGUUGAGUGCCCCGGCAAAAUGUACCUCGAUCAGCUCCAUUACUUUCGAGGAAGCCGAUGAACUGGUUGUCACCAACCCUCAACCGCUCAUGGAAUGCUUAAAGUCCAUUCCAGACGACGAGAGCGUCCCAUCCUCAGCAUCGUGCACAACUGCCCAGUCUCGUCGUAGCUCAUUCAGUGGUAGUUCUGUUACAGGCUCUAUCGCUGAGUCUGUCAUACAGACGCCUCCAUCUCGCCCAUAUGAGACUAGCAUGGCUCUGAAGUUGAAGCUUGAGGGUUUGAACCGCCGGUCGCGUGGAGAGUCUGUUUCAUCCCGACAGAGCUUCAUCUCGGCUUCGAGUGCGAUGGAUCUGAGAAGGAAUAGGUCCCUGUCGAGUACCAGGAAUGCAUCGAAGAGGAUGUCCAUCGACCCUGGCCAUACGAGGGAACAAUCGGCCGGCAGGCUGUUGGCAUUCAAGCUAGGAGCUUUGGCAGGCGAGAGGCGAUCUUUUAUCCCACCUACCUGGUAG